CUGUAGUAUGUUUAUUCGUGAUGGUGACAUCUUCAAGAGACGACAGAUGAAAAUGGACCCUUUCUUGUGACGUCGGAUUGUUGCGCCCGUGUUGCAAAGGAAAGCUAAGAUACCGUGAGCUUUUGUUCUGUUUUGUACAAACUAUAGCAACAUGCCCAAAGUAAAGAGGAGUCGGAAGCCGCCUCCAGAUGGCUGGGAGCUCAUUGAGCCAACUUUAGACGAGCUGGAUCAGAAAAUGAGAGAAGCUGAAACAGAGCCUCAUGAGGGAAAGCGAAAGGUGGAGUCUCUUUGGCCAAUUUUCAGGUUGCACCAUCAGCGGAGUCGAUACAUCUAUGAUCUGUUCUACAAAAGGAAAGCCAUCAGCAGAGAGCUGUAUGAGUACUGUAUAAAGGAAGGCUAUGCAGACAAGAACCUGAUUGCCAAAUGGAAGAAGCAGGGCUACGAGAACUUGUGCUGCCUGCGUUGCAUCCAAACACGAGACACCAACUUUGGAACCAACUGUAUCUGCAGAGUCCCCAAGAGCAAGCUGGAAGUCGGAAGGAUCAUUGAAUGCACCCACUGUGGGUGCAGAGGAUGUUCUGGUUAAGUCCACUUUGCGGACAUCUGGUCUACUUUUUGUUGGGCAUCAGGACUCGCCCAACCUCCAUCUCUCAUAUCCCCAAAUCAACAUUGUCUUAUUUCAACUGCAUCAGAAAUAAAUGACUGAUGAGCUUCACCAUCAUCCUCAUCUUCCCUAAUAGGGGUGGGUAAAGGAGGAUCCACUGACAGGGGCCAUAUUGUAGAACAUGCAUUUGUGUCUUUUUUUUUGUUUGUUUUGUUUUGUUUUUUCAAGAUUUUCUGCCCUCCUCUGCAAAAGUAGGAAGUUGAAGUUAGCAGUUCCUAGAUCAGACCUGUCAUUCCAGCAUGUCAAACUAACUUUGGAGGUUAUUUUACAUUUUAGUAUGUUUCAUUUCAUUUUAAGAAGGCUGGGAUGGAAAUAUUUUUUGUUUGAAAUAUUAUUGUUUUUAAUUUUAAAGCUGUUUCUUCAUCAUUGUUCUUGUAAUCUAAUUUUAAAUAAAACCAUUCUGGUUUAA
Messenger RNA from Scatophagus argus, 1073 nucleotides. RefSeq names its product BUD31 homolog (gene bud31). Gene Ontology annotation, biological process: mRNA splicing, via spliceosome. Lineage: Eukaryota; Metazoa; Chordata; Actinopteri; Scatophagidae. The record is from RefSeq and is a predicted model, not a curated record. The coding region runs from base 152 to 586 and encodes 144 amino acids. Gene Ontology annotation, cellular component: spliceosomal complex; nucleus. The transcript has 4 exons.